GGAGCGCCCCUCAGUGCUCUUCCGCAACUCAAAACGUCAGCGGCUAGAACCACACACUCGCCCUGGCAUCGAACUUCACAGAUUAGGAGGACAAGUAUUAGAUCUACCUCUGCUUCACUAUUCAAUCGAAUAACAAGACGGACAAUACGAUUCACUGAGCAACCGCGAAAUACCCAUUUGUGUCGAGUGAGUUUCGUCCAUUGACUCUAUGGUUUCGACACAAAGUUGCAAAACAAUGUAAAGAAACAAUACACGUCAUCUCUCAAAUGUAGCCAGACAGGAAGAACUGACACGCAAAGUUCUCGGGAGCGCGCACGCAUUUUAAUGAAGCAGGAAACAUGGCGGCCCACAUGACAUUAGCCCAGAUUUCUAAUGGGAAUCCUGCUUAUGAUAACUACUACAGACAAGUGGAUCCUGCAAACACUGGGAAGGUGGGAGCUGCGGAGGCCGCCCAGUUCCUAAAAAAGUCAGGGCUAUCUGACAGCACCUUGGGAAAGAUUUGGGAGUUAUCAGACACAGAGCACAAGGGCUACUUGGACAAGCGGGGUUUUUUCGUGGCCCUGAGGUUGGUGGCCUCUGCCCAGAGUGGCAAUGAUGUCAGCCAUAAAAGUCUAAGCCAGACUGUGCCUGCACCAAAGUUUAGAGACACAGGCAGUCCAGCCUUAGGUACAACUAGCUCAUUGGCCACCGAUUCCAGCUGGGCUGUUCGGUCGGAUGAACGUGCCAAGUUUGAUGGGAUCUUCGAGAGCCUGGGCCCUGUCAAGGGCCUCCUCUCUGGAGACAAGGUGAAGCCGGUCCUCAUCAACUCCAAACUCCCCCUGGAUGUGCUUGGCAGAAUCUGGGACCUCAGUGAUGUUGACAAAGAUGGACAUUUGGAUAAAGAGGAGUUCACAGUGGCUAUGCACCUGGUGUACCGGGCUCGUGAGAAGGACCCCGUGCCCUCCACCCUGCCGCCCUCCCUCGUCCCGCCCUCCAAGCGCAAGAAGAGUGCAGGGUCACUGCCUGGCUCGGUGGCCGUGCUGCCCACCAGCCCUUUCAUGCUGAAGGAGGGCCUGGGCCUCCGCUCAUCCAGCACCGCCCAGGGCAGGCAGAGUCCUCUCGGGGGAGCAGGGGGUGUUGGAGGAGGAGGAGGAGGAGGAGCAGGAGGAGGGCCAGGCAGCACAGGGAGCCUCUCUCCAAAACAUUCCUUCAACAGCGGCCAGCCUGCGCAGCCUGCUGUGAGCUGGGUGGUUCCACUGGCCGACAGAGGGCGCUAUGACGACAUCUUUGCGAAGGCCGACAGCGAUAUGGACGGGCUGCUGGGGGGCGCUGAGGUCAAAGACAUCUUCAUGAACUCAGGCUUGCCCCAGGCCACACUUGCACGCAUCUGGUCUCUGGCCGACACCAAGCAGAGGGGGAAGCUGUCUCGCGAGCAGUUCUCUCUGGCCAUGUACCUGAUCCAGCAGAAGGUCUCCAAGGGCCUGGAGCCUCCCCAGACCCUUACCCCAGACAUGAUGCCUCCAUCAGAUAGGGGAACCGGUUUCUAUGGCUUUACGGCCCCUCUUCUUGUGCCCCAAAGAGCUGUCUUUAACAGUUGUCGUGACUCUGGCAGCAGCAGCAGCAUCAGUACAGUGGUGGCCUUGGAGCUCACUGGCACCAAAGAGCUUGACGAUGUCAUACAGGAGAUAAACCAGCUGCAGAAGGAGAAGGUUUCACUGGAGCAGGAGGUCAGAGAGAAGGAGGAGACCCUGAGGCGCAAGAAUAACGAGCUGCAGGACAUGCAAGGGGAGCUGGAUCGGGAGACCAGCGGGGUGCAGGACCUGGAGGGCCAGCGGCAGGUGGCCAACGACCGGCUGCAGGAGAUGGACCAGCAGAGGACCAAGCUGGAGGACAAGCUCAAGGACGUCAAGGGACGCUACCAGGACGAGAGCCAGAAGAUGUCGUCCAUACAGCUGGAGAUCAGCUCCCAGGAGCAGGAGGUGCAGAGCCGUGAGAAGGAGCUGAGCCGCACGCGUACCGACCUGUACUGCCUGGAGGAGGAGGAGGCGCAGCUGGAGGAGGGCAUCCGCGCCGGCCAGGCCAAACUACAGAGCAUCCUCAACCUCCUCAAGACCUCGCAGGACGAGAUGGAGGAGGCGAAGGACGAGAUGACGAGGAUCCGGGACAGCCAGGCGGAGCUGACCAAGAUCAUCGAGGAGUACAGCAAGGCCAUGAACGGCUCCCUGGCCGACCUUGAACGCUUCCCCGAGCUUGACGACCCCCUGCCCAGCCACAGGAUCACUGAACGCCCCGUCGAUGGCAUGGAGACCAGCUCGAGCUCCUUCCGGUCUAGGAUAGCCAUGUUCAAUAGCAGCACAGCCAAAGAGGUUCCUGCAGAUCCCUUCAAGUCAGAGGACCCCUUUAAAUCAGACCCCUUUCAAGACCCAUUUGGUGGCGAUCCGUUCAAAGAAAACGACCCUUUCAAAUCUGCUGAUCCUUUUGGCUCUGCUGACCCCUUUGGGAAAAGUUCAGCAAAGCCCAGCCUGUCCCGAGGCAGCAGCCCCUUCACACAGCCCAGCUCCAAAGCGAAAGACUCAGAUCCGUUUGGAACAGAGGACCCCUUUGCUGACGGUGCCUUUGGGGGGAAGACCGGCUUUGCCGACUUUGGGCAAAUGUCAAAGGGUUUCUCUGGAUCUGCAUUCGAUAGGCGGCCCUCCCAUCCUCCCAAGAAGAAUGUUCCACCUAAACCAGCUCCUCCUCCCUACAGCUCCAGUCAGGGCACGCCGGGACAUGCCUUGGGGCCCACCGGUCACGCCGUGAGUAGAGGCCACAGUAGAGGCAUGCCCGCCUCGCUGGCCGGUAUUGCUGCCGCUCAGGAAGUGGCAAGUUUGGAAGUGAGGCGGAGCAGUUGGAGUGGGCGAAGAGGGAGAGCGAGCGGGCGGAGCAGGAGCGGCUACGGCGGCUACGGCAACAGGAGCAGGAGGACCUGGAGCUCGCCAUCGCCCUCAGCAAGACCCUCACCUGAGAACACCUGUACCUGUCUGCAAGCACACCUGUACCUUUCCAUCGCCCUCAGCAAGACCCUCACCUGAGAACACCUGUACCUGUCUGCAAACACACCUGUACCUUUCCAUCGCCCUCAGCAAGACCCUCACCUGAGAACACCUGUACCUGUCUGCAAACACACCUGUACCUUUCCAUCGCCCUCAGCAAGACCCUCACCUGAGAACACCUGUACCUGUCUGCAAACACACCUGUACCUUUCCAUCGCCCUCAGCAAGACCCUCACCUGAGAACACCUGUACCUGUCUGCAAACACACCUGUACCUUUCCAUCUGACUCUCGCCUGAAUACACCUGUACCUGGCCGCCACUCGAUCUCAACAAGACUCUCGCCUGAAUACGCCUGUAGCUUUCCAUUACCUCUCACCUGAGACUGAUUUACGCAUAUGUGUUUUUCACCCUCCGCAAGACAUUAAACUGAGCACACUUGUCCCUUGACAAGAAAUACACCUGACAUUUUUAUCUGUACCUGUGUCUAUCCAUUGUCCUUAGCAAAACCCUCACCCCACCUGCCCAUGGCUCGAGUCACGCACCUUAGCCUUCUGUACCUGGCCAUCUCAGUAGAACGCUUAGGCUACCUGAGACUGCUUUAGCUGUACCUGUGCGACGCCCUCAGCAAAGCACACACCUGGGUCUCGUCUCUUGCCCAUCUCCCUUAGCAACACACUUGUCUGAAACUCCAAUCUUUCCGUCACCCUCCGUAGGGCUCUCACCUGAGUCACUCUCACUUAAUCUGUCCGUUGCAUUCAGUAAGACACUCACCUGGAAACACCUUUGCAUUUGACUCAUCAACACACUCACCUACGUGCAUGUGUGGAACACCCUUAACAAGACUUAAUAGUCCCUCUCAGAAAGACAGUCACUCCAGUCCUAGUAUCAAAGAUUUCUUAUUUGAGAACUGGCUUCUGCAAAAAAAAGAGAACCUUUCCAGAUUUCGUGACCGUUGCCUGAAGCAAAAUUUCCAUGGUUCUUGCUUAACUCCUUAACUGGUCGCUGUAAUUUGGAUGGUGAUACUCCUCUCCUCUCCUCUCCUCUCCUCUCCUCUCCUCUCCUCUCCUCUCCUCUCCUCUCCUCUCCACUCCUCUCCUCUCCUAUCCACUCCUCUCCUCUCCUCCUCCAUUCCCUUUCUAUCAUGACCUGAAGCUGCUGUGGGCCAAUUGGCUCUUCUUAACUUAAACCCCAAACAUUAUCCUCUGCCAUAUGUAUAAAUGUGUCUAUGUCUGUAUACAUAUGGCUUACAGACCAUAUGAAGAAAUUAUGAAUGCACUGUAGGAACAUAGGCAAAUGAUUGUAGUCUUGUGCUCUGCUACAGACAGUUAUUGUUUUGUCUGAAAGCAACAGACUUCCUGUGGAUAGUAAAAUAGUUGGAAGGGUUUUUUUUAGGUUCCUAAGGCACAGAGGUAUCCAGUACUGUGUUUUCCUUUUGGCUUUAAAAACAUAUCCCAAGUAGCCUCUCAGCCCAAAGCAUGCCCUUGUGGGUACUCCUUCAGUGUGGAAGGUUUAACUGCCCAGAAAGUGUCGUUUUAAGAACCUUGUCUUCGUUCAGAUUUCCAACACAGAAACAAUGCAAUUGCCUAUUUUUUUAAUAAUUAGCAUCUACUGUGCCUGUGUCUUUGCAGGCUUUAUUUUGAUUUUCUUUAAGAAGGGAAAAGGAAAAUGGAAUAUGAAAAAUGCGUUUAUUUAAAAGUAUGGUCACAAGGAACCCUCCCAACAUGUAGACGAGUACCAAAGUCGUAGAACACUAAGCCUUAAUCACCCUCUCAUUUAGGUAUGUACUGUAUCAACUGACCCUCUUGAACUUUAUUCAAAGGUCCUCCUAAAGACUUUUUCUCUAUGCAUUAUUGUUGUUCUUCCGAGAUACUUUUAGUUUGUCAGUUAUUUAAAGGUCAAUGGAAAAUGUUCACGUUAUGUGAUAAUGCGAUUGGUUGUCUCCUGAGCUCAUGUUGUGAAAUGUGGGUUGAAAACGUGUUCUACUCCUGGUGUGUAGUGGUUAGGACCCAGAGACACUCAACUGCCAGUAAUCAUAUUUUAUAAACACCUUUUUAAAAUGAAUUAAAAUGGAAAAAAUCAGGGAUAUGAGCUUCUCCUAUGACAUUUGCAUUUAAAAGUUAUUUAAUUUCCUUGGUGUACAGAUUCUGUUUGGUUUUCUUUGUCCUUGUAAUUUUUUGUGUUUAGUUUUGUUUUUGGUGGAGUUGGUUAGCACCCUUUUUCUGUUCCCACCUUCUUCUUAAUCUGGCUGUGUGGUGUUUUUUAUAUUUGUGUUAUGGCAUUAUAAUGGGUGCAUUUAAUUACAUCUAGACCUGCACUGUACUUCAAAGUAGAAAAUAAUAACGAUGACGGUAGUAAUGCAGUAGAUGCCUAUCUUUAAUGAAGGAUAAUGCUUAUGCCUCUCGUGCCUACCUUAAAUUAUGCCGGCUGACUCAGAGCGUAUUGUAGCUUGUUUGCAACUGUUACUAUUGUUACACAACUCACGAUGAAUCAGAACUUAUGUAACCACAUAUAAGCAUGCCUUGUGGGAUGCAUGCACUUCAAUACUGCCACUCACUCUCUGCUCAAAAUAAAGUAAUUUGGCCCUCUGCCUUUAUCAGUUACAGUGUAAUUGGCUCUUCUCAGUCUCUCGGCGCGUUCCCAAGGGAGGGUAGAGGUUGGCACGUUGCCUCUACUGCUCCAGGCCUGUGCAAAGGUAGUCUCACCUCAUUUGGACAACUCAGUGGCGCUUUUACCCAUUUGGGGGUUCUAGUCAAAAUAUAGACAUAGGGCCCCCUGGAAUUAUUAUUUCUGGCAUUUUGGCACGGCUGACUAUUGGAGGGGCCCCCUACAGUGGGCUUAUUUUGGUGGGGCCGUAGGCAAUUGCCUAAUCUGCCUAUUGGUAAAACCGCCUCUGGGAUAACGGCCUGUCUGUGAAAUGGUCCCAUCAUCAGUGCGCCUUGCCAUUGCCCUUUGUGAGUGUGGCGCCCUCUAUCUGUCACACUCGUUCCGCAAAGGACUGGCAAGCAGUGGAAACCUAUAUGAAAAGAGAAAAACACAUCCUAAUAAUACUCCCAUGCAUGUGUCUGGCCACUCUCUGUAUGAAGACAAGGAAAAUCAAAUGUGCCUACAAUGUACAGUACUGUUAUAACACAUGUAAUAAAAGCACAGUGAAACAUGAA
Messenger RNA from Engraulis encrasicolus (European anchovy), 6169 nucleotides. RefSeq names its product epidermal growth factor receptor pathway substrate 15-like 1b (gene eps15l1b). Gene Ontology annotation, biological process: endosomal transport; endocytosis. Gene Ontology annotation, cellular component: cytoplasm; clathrin coat of coated pit; plasma membrane. Lineage: Eukaryota; Metazoa; Chordata; Actinopteri; Clupeiformes; Engraulidae. The coding region runs from base 339 to 3050 and encodes 903 amino acids. The record is from RefSeq and is a predicted model, not a curated record. Gene Ontology annotation, molecular function: calcium ion binding; cadherin binding. The transcript is spliced from 25 exons.